AUGUGCAACAAUUCUAACCCGAUGAGAUUAGUGAAUUCGGAUAAAGAAAAUCCGGAUAAUCUUGUUUUGUACCGGUAAGGUAUCGGAAAUGAUAGACCGUGGCAUGAUUAGCUCCUUAAUCGUAGUUCAGGUGAUACGGUUACCAGCUUUCACGACAAAAUGAUAAAGUGGUCUCAAUAAUAACAUAAUAAUAUGGCAGAUUGUGAACUUAUUAGACAGUGUCAUCGGACUCAAAAAAUGUACUUGUGUUGAUAUUUUUAAAAUGCUCCCAGUGUGUUCAUGAUAAAUUUAUAAUCGGAGUUUAAAAAUAAAAGAGCACAAUGAUUAACGAGGAUACAAAGAGACCUUUGUUUUCCCGCAAGACAACCCGUGUUGCUGUGGAGUCGCCCAUGAAAGCACCUCACAAGACCGCUGGUGCCCAUCAUCUUGGACUAACCGUUCCGGCAAGAGUGACUGGUUCCCGUCUCAGCAGGGUCAGUCAUAAGCAUUUUGAUCCAGAGGAUGAUUACAUCUUCGAUAGUACUGACGAUGAGGAAGAAACUGCUAAACCGAAAGACGACCAUGUUAAUCAGUUGAACAGAGGUGCUGUUGUGUACAAGAAACUGUGUAAAAAGUAUGGGAAAAUACCUGUAAAGAACGUGACUAAACAAUUUGGCGAGGGAAGUAUUUCCUUGAAGGGUUUCAACCUCAGUAAGAAGGAAAUUAAGGCUUUAUUCGUUGCGUUACUGGAGUUUUACGUGAACAGGGAGGGAGGAGAACCGAAUGGCCAUGAGACCGACGAGCUUGAGAAACUAGACCUUGGUGGUAACAAACUAUGUCGGAGACAGAUGACCUACCUCACUGACUUUGCUGCCCUUCAUAGAUCACUAGUCAAACUCUCUCUAGUGGGAUGUAACUUGUGUUGCCGCAGUCUGCAGGAUCUGGCCAACUUUUUAAGCAAGAACAGGACCAUUAGACAAAUCGACCUCAGUGAUAAUAAUUUUACCGACAAUGGUGGGCAAAGUAUAAGCCAGAUAAUAGAGAAUAGUGAGACUAUACUUGAGCUAGCACUUAGAGGGAACAAAUUAGCCGAAUGUGGUAAAGAAAUAGGCGAGGCUCUUAGGUCAAAUGACACCCUUCGUGCUUUAGACCUCUCAUGGAAUCAUAUACGGGGCAAUGGUGCAAUAGGUCUAUGUAAGGGAGUGCAGGCCAACAAAGGGUUAGAGACUUUGUUACUAUCAUGGAAUGGAUUUGGGUUUGAAGGAUGUACGGCUAUGGGGUAUGCACUUAAAGAGAACACAACAUUACAAGCCCUAGAUCUAGCCAACAACAGAAUACACCCACCAGCAUUGUUUGAACUCAUCAAAGGUUUGGAACAGAAUAAAGCCCUUGCUGUAUUGAAGUUAUGUCAUAACCCUAUCACAGCAAGCAUGACAAGUGUAUUAUUGACAAAAUUAUAUCAAGCAAAGGAAAGCAACAUUAAAGAGCUCGACCUUACGGGUUUGGUUGUGGAUAAAGAGUUUGAGAAGAUAUUAAAGGAAGUACAAGCGUCUCGUUUCAUGGUGGUCACUUAUGACCACUCAUUACCAUUAAACAAGGGCGAAAUCAAAAACACAGACCCCAAAAACGUAUUCAACAUUGACCCGAUCAGGAUUUUGUUCUACAUGAAGGAACAUUUGAGAACGCUUGACCUCUUCUUGAAGGUGGACAGAGACGGUAGCAAUUCUCUAUCGAGAGACGAGAUGAAGUUUGCAUUCGAGAGAGAGGGAUUUCCUAUAAGUGAGCGUGCUCUAGAUUCUGUGAUGAAUUAUCUGGAUGUUAAUAAAGAUGGCGAGGUUGACUUCUUACUUUUAUGUGGUAAACUAAACACUGAAAUGAGCACGUUAGAAGAACGUAUCACUAAUGAGCACCACAGGGAAUUUAUAAACGGAGAGCGUAGAUUAAAACGAGAUCUGAUAAAAGAACAUGAAGAUGAAAUAAUUGCCGAAAAAGAGCAAGACCAGAAAUACUCCCAGGUGUUCACUACCAAGAAAAACAAGACCCCUAGAAAAUUACCUCCAUUAAACGGUCCGAAAAUGGGAUAAAAACGAUAUGAAAAAAGAGGAAUGUAUAACCAUCAUUUGUUGUACAUGUACGAGUGACGUUAUAAUGUUAAGAAAGAGUGCUAAAAUGUGAAAUACAGUAUAUUUAUUUUGGAUAUACACUAUACAUCUAUUAAGACAUUUGUCUCAAAAACAAAUAGAUGAACUGUCGUUGUGUGGGAAUGAACAUUUGUUAUUCAUUCAUUAUGAACGUCAUUAUCAUUAUUAUCAUAAUCAACAUCAACAACAACAUCAUUGUCGUCAUUAUUAUCGUCAUAUACCAUUUUGAUCUUAGUCAUACACAUGCAUAAAUAAAUUUACAGUAUAAUUGGUUUGAAUAAAUCACAAAUUAUAUAUAAACUUUUUAUAAGAAAUUUGAUUAUGUGAAGUAUCAUAAAAAUUAAAAAUAAUGAAAAUGAUAUAUUAUUUGUGGUGUUAAACUUGCAAUUGGAACGUGUAGAUUUGUAAUGAUAGUAAAAGGUGGCUACAUAAAGAAAGAUUCUCGAACCGAUUGUUAUCUUUUUAAAUGAGGAAAAUAUUGCAUAAAUAUAUACACUUUAUUUAACAAACAAAAUUAAAAAAUUAA
Molecule: messenger RNA, 2646 nt
Organism: Ruditapes philippinarum (Manila clam)
Lineage: Eukaryota; Metazoa; Mollusca; Bivalvia; Venerida; Veneridae
Product: leucine-rich repeat-containing protein 74B-like
Exons: 15
Coding region: 321-2063 (580 amino acids)
Molecular function (GO): protein binding; calcium ion binding
Source: RefSeq, a predicted model, not a curated record